AUGGAGAAUCUCAAAUCUACCGUGCUUGCUUCCAGAGCGUCUGGGACAUUCGCAAAUUACUUGAGGGCGUUUAACAAGUGGAGACCCUUUGCUAGUGAUGUCUUGGGUACCUCGGAGUUUCCAGUCAGACCAAUCGAUUGUGCCCUCUACUUGCAACACCUCCUCGAGUCGUCCAAGUCCGUCGCUUCCAUCAACUGCGCCUUUUACGCGUUCAAGUGGGUACAUCUUCUUGCAGGCGUCGACUCUCCAACAUUACAACCUACUGUUAUUGCCGUAAAGGAAGGAGCUGUUCGCCUUGCCAGUCAGCCAAUAGUCAAU
Pocillopora meandrina is the source of this 318-nucleotide messenger RNA. The record is from the annotation of a GenBank genome assembly. Lineage: Eukaryota; Metazoa; Cnidaria; Anthozoa; Scleractinia; Pocilloporidae.